AUGACUGACAGAGGCAAGUGUUCUUUUGUGUUGGGUAUCGAGAUGGUAAAGGAUGAAGGCAGCGUGACGAUGUGCCAACGACGCUACGUAGACGGUGUUCUGAAGCGGUUCGGCAUGAGGGAUUGCAAAGCUGUCAUCAGCCCAACGGACAUCACCCCUCAACUCCACCAAGUAACGCAGCGACCAAUACCGACGCUCCGUUUCAUGACGACCGCGACACGACCGGGCAUUGCCUUUACUGUGAUCUAUGUUUCGCGCUUCAUGGAUAAACCGCAAGUCGAGCACUGGAUGUCGGUCAAGCGUAUUGUGCGAUACUUGCAUGGAUCCAAAUCGCACGGCAUCUGCUUCAAACUCGACGACAAGAUGGAUUUCUACGGCUACUCGGAUGCAAACUGGGCCGGCAACCAUGUGAAUCGCAAGUCUACUUAG
Peronospora matthiolae is the source of this 429-nucleotide messenger RNA. NCBI's taxonomy places the organism in Eukaryota, Oomycota, Peronosporomycetes, Peronosporales, Peronosporaceae. The record is from the annotation of a GenBank genome assembly.